Molecule: messenger RNA, 11632 nt
Organism: Panicum virgatum (switchgrass)
Lineage: Eukaryota; Viridiplantae; Streptophyta; Magnoliopsida; Poales; Poaceae
Product: sugar transporter ERD6-like 7
Exons: 7
Coding region: 10127-11455 (442 amino acids)
Biological process (GO): transmembrane transport; carbohydrate transport
Cellular component (GO): membrane
Molecular function (GO): protein binding; sugar transmembrane transporter activity
Source: RefSeq, a predicted model, not a curated record
UAGCCAUCACUGGUUCGUUGGGGAAGGACUGCUCUAGGCAGCGAUGCGGGGCGCAGAGGCGUCGCGGUGGCGAUGGCGAGGUCGGUGAGGGCCGGACGCAGCGGGUCGCCGGAAUUGUGGAGGGCGGCGCCGGUGGUGCUUCCCGUCGCUGACAGCCCUUCUCCAGAUCGGAUUAGGGUUAUGGGCGGUGGGGAACUGAUGGCGGAGAAACCUCAUGUCACGAGCCGCUAGUCCCCAUCUCCUCUUUAUAGGGCUGCGCGACGGGGGCCCACCAGCCUCAUCUUGGGCUGGGGCGUCCCCGAUCGGACACGAGUCAAGGGCCCAGUUUGCCGUUGGGCCAACUGACGGAGAUCAAUACUAACAUUCUCCCCCUUGAUCUCAACUUAUACUUUUAAAAUUAUUCAACUUGAACUUAACUCUUUACUUUUUCUUUACUUGUUUUGCUCUUGGUCCUCAUCUCAUUGCAUAUUAGUAUGUAGGGCAUGGCUCGUCAUGACAGUUAUCACUUACUGAUUAACAGCCACAAUACACCUUUCUGUAUUGAAACAAGACCUUAACAUUUAUUUGGGCCCUUUAGUAAUCCAGAAAUCAUAGGCCUCCCGUAAAACCCAUGUCGACUUGGGCGGUAGGUCUUUGGUAAGCGGAUCCGCAAGCACUUGCUUGAUACUUUGGUGCUCAAUGAUUUCAUAUGAUUCUGGAUUUUCUCCUUUGCAACAUAUAACUCACCGUCAAUGUGUUUGGCGGCACACUUGACAUAUUGCCAUAGGAGUGAAAACAUUCGAAUGAUAUAUUACUGUUGUCUACCAUUAUCAAUUCCGGGUAAAGGUUUUCUCAACCAUUUUGACUGUCAUAUAUCCUCAUAUUAUGCUAAAAUUUGGGUAUACAUAACCCAUGAUAUCACAACUACUUUGCUUUGGAGCUUUUCCACAAUAAAACUCCAAGCGCGAGUGUUAGCUACUACUGUGGGCUUCACUAAACAUCUCGCCAGAACUUAAUUAUUUCUACUCACAACCUUUUGAGAGUACAUGUUCCUUUCUUACUUAGCAUGAUGCUGACAAUACUUUGCAAAAUUGCAAAAUAUUCUAUAACUCCAUUCCAGUGAUCUAUUGCUGGACUGGACUUCUGCCAAAAUAUCCCGGAUACUUGAGCUAUGUCAGGGUAAAUUCUUUUGAGCACUAAUUUUACUUCCAACAGCUGAAGCACAUGGAACCUGUUUUCUUUCGAUCGAUCUCACAUUGGUUCCUGGAAUACUGAAAAUUCCAAAACUAUUACCCUUGAUAAUAGGACAGGCGUAGUCUUCCUCGCAUGCAUACUAUAUUUCUUUAGAAUUCUUUUCUAAGUAUGCUCUUUGCGAUAUUCAUAAUACCCCUUUUCCUUUGUCCCAGUGAGUUUCCAUUUCUAGAGCGAAUGGGUCUUCACUGAGAUUUUUCUUAUCAAAACUAAAGGUCAUAAUAACCUUCUUCUUUGAACCUUGCGGGAAAGGUAUUUCCCAUCUUUGCAUAUUUGCAAUUUAUCAUCUUGCAUUUAUCUUUACUUAAAACCCAAAACUUUUUCUUUGUUCUCACAAAACUUACCACUGUUUUGUGAUCUGAUUUCAUCAGGUGGUAUCCUAAUAUUCUUUUCUUUCCAUAACAAAAACUAUUUGGUUAUGUCAUGUGUAUACUUUCUUGUACAAAUCUCCGUUGGGAGAUAUUGCUCCAACAUACAUCUGAUACAAUUCUAAAAGUGGUAUACUACCAGUGUCAUUAUGAUUCUAAAAGAAUCCUUUCAUGAGACUACAAGAAUGUCUCAUCAUAACUUAUCUUUUUUCUUUGCAUAAAGCCUUUUGCUACAAAUCACGCUUAGCAACUUUCCAAUUCCCUCUGGAGUCACAUUCUAAUCUUGUAGACCCAUUAUAGCCUACUGUAUUGGCUCCAUUAGGAACUUAUUCUAUGUUCCAAAAUAAUUUUGGAACUUGCCUCAUGACAUCUUCCAUGGCUUCUUGCCACUUCGAUGAAUGAGCGCCUCUCAUGACUUCUCCAAAUGAGGUGGAAUCACCUUCAUUUGUACUUCUUCACUUACGUACAUUUCUUAUCCUUUAACAAUAGAUGACUAGACAUAUUGCUUUCUGUCUGGGGCUAUUGCCGCUCUUUAAUGAUAAAAGACAAUUGUCACCUCAACUUCUAUCAUAUUGUAAUGUUUGAAACAUUGGAGUGAACGUACGGUUCCACUUCUCUUCAAGCCUUAGUUCUCGACAUACUUUGCUCCCCCAGAUUAUCCCAUCUAUUAUAAAGAUGAAAUAUCUUUUAGCUUUUGUUUGGGUUUGGUCUUUCCAAGCCUCAUAGGGUGUUUUAAGCACCAUCUUUUCUUUUCGGUUGCUUUGCGGCUCAACUAUCUUUUCUUUCUGUUGAACCUGAAAACCUUCAGGAAUCUCUUCUUAUUACUAUGGUAGGGGUAUUAAUGUUAUGGCCGUUGUACUCCCUUUAUGGUCAAAUUCUUCUUUAAUAGAUCACUCUUGUUUUAAAAUGCAUCGUAUUCAUCCUUGAGGGGGAUUUAAAUUUUAAUCUUUCUUGUCUUUCUAAUAUUUCUCCUCCUCGAAAUAUGGCACAAACUUUGCUGCCAUAAUUUCGAAACAAUUUCUAACACUUGCAAAACGAGGAGUCUUUCAUUACUUAGUUUAUUCACAUGAUCAAGUCAUGCAAAACAAUGGGAGUACCAUUUCCUCAUUUCAUCAAGAGCUCAUCAGAGUUCUUCAUAUUGUUACACUUUUAAGAACUCAUCAGAGUUCUUCAUAUUGCUAUACCUUUGCAAGUCAUGCUUACAUUCUUGACUUUUGGUUCAUAUACCACUUUCUUUUGUCUUUCAACUAUUUUCAAGUCACUAUCCAACAUGACACUAUUGAAAUGCAUGAGUAUUGCUGGGAUAGCUUAAAAGGCUCUCCCAGACUUCUUCUCUUUUCUGUGAUACUCAAGUAGUACAUGAGUUAUCACAAACUUUCUCUGCCAUGCAGGACAUGAACAACUUUGCUAAUUCACAUGUUUAAUUCAACGUUGGUCGAAUUGAACAUGCAUCUUAUUCAUUUCAACCAUUGUCUUUACUAUUGAAGGACAAAAAACUAUUUUAUAGUGACAAAAUUUUAGUCACAAUGACUAAAAUAUGGAUAUAUACUUUCUUUUCUGAUUAAAUCUUCUUGUUGGUUCCAAUUUAAUCAGAAAAUUUAACAAAUGAUAAUACCAUGAAAAACUUUCGAAGCAGUUGCGUCUCUUUUCCUUUUCAACCAAAAGGUCAGAAUGACGCAAGCUCUUUUCUUUCUUAACCUCAACAAUGCAGCUGAGUAAACUCAAAACUUUGUUUGUAGCGUUGAACAAAAUCAACUUUUCUUUGCUUAUUUCUCUCUACUGGGAAGAAUUGUAUGUCUUAAUUUAACGUUGGUCAAAAUUAAAACAUACAUUUUUCCGGUACUUUCAAUUCUAUAUCACCGUUGGGUAAAAAUAGAAUUAAUGAUUAGAAUUAAAAUUAUAAUAUUGUCAUCAUCAACUUUGGUCAGAAAAUGACAACAUUAGAAUUAACUUUAACUUUCUUUUCUUUAAGAGCAAAAUAAUGCUCAACUUGACACUUAAAAUGGCAAAAUUAAUGCCAAAAAGUCAACUUUGACUUAAAACAGCCAAAAUCUUUUUGAAACUUAAACUUUAAAUGUGGCUUUUACCCAUAGGGUAAAGCUCAUCUUAUCUAUCUUUAUUGCAGCGGAAAACUUUUCUUUCAUAUAGAAAGAAUUCUUUGUCCUUCGCUGUUCUCUGAAAAAUUGAUCACUUUGAUGCAAAAUUUGUCAGAGAAUUAACCUUGAAUACUAACUCCAAAUAAAAUUAUAAUAUUGCUAUCAUCGUAGGUUAGAAAAUAAUAAUACCAUAAUUUAACUUUAAACAAAUAUCUUUCUACUCCUCUAUUUAAAUUUUCCCAUUGGUUCGAAUUUAAAUAUAGGAUGAUACUUUUACUUUGCAACGGAAAUAUGAAAAAACUAUAUUCAGAAACAUUACUGUACACAUUUAUUCUCUAAACAAAAUACCCGUUGGUGCAAAUUUGAAUAGAGAUGAAACUAUCAUCAAAUUCAACAGAACUUGAACCAAAAUGCUUCUGAAAUGAUGAAACUGAGCUCUUUACUUUGGACUCGGCUAAGGAAAACCGGCCCGCUCGACGGCGGCGCGCUCACUUUGUCACACCCGAUUUCAAAGAACAACCGGAUGUCUCCCAUGUGUAUGCCAGGAUCAGUUAAACAUACACACAGUGACUUUAAGUGAACCAUUACAGUGCCAUUACAUAACGAUACGAUAAAAUUAAGUACAAAAAGACCCGUAGGCCUAAAACAAAAAUAACAUAAAGACGUCCAACGGGUGUGGGUCUUCCAUUAUUCCACAGGCAGUCGUCCGGGGGAUCGCCAGCCUAGUACGGAGCAUCGGGGUCGAAGCCGUCAUCUUCCUGGUACUCCUCUUUCUCUCUAGCUUCUGAGCGCCGAUAUGGUAGAACAUAGCAGGGGUUGAAAAGGAAACGGUGAGUACAUCAAAAUGUACUCCGCAAGUGUGGGAAAACAUGACAUGUGGCUGAUAGCAAGGAAGGCUUAUACAAGUUUUGACACGCACUUAAGCCAACUCCCUAGACUCAACAAAAGCAUCCUAUUUACUAGAUGUGAUUACUCCAGCCCUUGACCAAAACCAUCUCGAUUUCCAUCCGGACAAUCAAGAACCACCACCAGAUUCCAUCUGAUUCACCAACCAUACCACAACCAACCAACCAUUCCCGAGCCCACUAAUCAUAAAGAAGUCCAUAGCCACUCUUGUCCGCGAGCAUGGCUAAUAUAUCAGGUUUACACUCUGCAGAGGUUGCACACUUUACCCACGAGUCGUGCUUUUCCCUCACACUGAACACCACAAAGGCGAACAGCCAGGGUCAUCACACUACAAGGCCUUUCAAAGGUUGUUGAUUCCCACCGGUAGACACCCACUGAGGUUUCACCGCUAACAGCAAGUCUAUUAUCCCUCCACUGCAGAAGCCCCCUCUUGUGCCACUCAACCGUCCGACAAUGUAAACAGGUGGGACAACCAAUUAAUUGGCCAGGUCUAGAGCCACAUAGAUCUCGUGGUUGCGCGUUUAAGCUAGGUCACUUGUCCAUGAACCGGUCCUUUUAAUCUGAGCAAUUACUAGCACCAACCCAAACCACCAAAAUGUAUCCCAACCACCAGAACAAACCCCUGCUCAGAUUCCCUAUACCAUGUUGCUACAAAAAUUACCAUCCCGGUUGCAUAAGACCAUUAGUCAAGUUAUUAUUAACCACCCAGCCCAACCAUGACUGCGAGCUAAGCAUGACUCUAUUUGACCCACGACUCGAGGCUUCAAGGAAGGUAUAAACAAAAUACUAGUAAACCAUAACAUGGGAUUCCAAUUUAGACUCAGCAUGCAUCAAAAGUAAACUACUCUAAUAAAUAUAAAUAAAUGGGUUCAAAUAUGAUCAAGGACACUUGCCUUCAGCAGGUGGAUGCUCUUCAAACUCGAACUCUUGGUCCUGGAAGUUGGUGUACGGCUCACUUUCUACUCGCGCAAACACACCGGAAAGAAAAGCACAUAACAACAAUAAUAAAUAGUACACCAAUCAUUCUCAAAUCACUGCACAAAGUAAAUUAAUGCAUUCUACUCGUUGCUACGAACGUGUGAGUGCAAGAAUCAUUAAAAACAGAACUAUAAAUAAAAAGAUAUAAGUGUUAUAAGAUAUAAGGGUUUGUCUGUAAUACUGCGCAAAUAACAGAGAUUAAAAUGUAACGGGUGUACUGUAGCAUGAAUAGUAACCCAAAAAUAGUACUAAACAUGUACUGCAGUGUGUAGGAGACAAGGAUUAGGACCAAAACAGUGAUUAACAAGGUAUUCAGGGCUAGAAGGCAAAGUUUGCAAGACACAUAAAAAUUGUGCUGCAAUAAUAAGUAAGGGCAGGGACUGGAAUGAAAAAGUAGCAUGUGCACAAGCAGCCCUCACGUGGGAUGUGUUAGUGUACUGUGCUGUGGACUCGGUCUACGGGUUCCAUGGACCAGGGAAGGAUGAACAUCCCAUCUAAUAUGGACCGUAGAUCCUAGAUCCAAGGGGUAUGCAUCACAUCUAAUAUGGAACGUAGAUCUUAGAUCCAAGGGCUCACAGGCCUUCUUCUACCUCUGGACGGCAACGAACACGACCAGAACGUGAAGCGCGGGGACAGACCUCCAUGAACGUGAACAGAGCUCUUUGCUAUAUCCCUAGAUCGAUCUACGCUCCACGGAAAACGCCCGGAAGCGGAAAAACGGAAAGCUCUCGGCACGGGGAUCUCACCUAGGGCGCUGGGAAGAGCUGCGACGGCGCGGUUCGAUCUCCAGUUGGAGAGAGCUCGAACUGGGACUUCCUGGAACGGCGACGACGAGCGACGUCGAGCGGCGGCGGUUCCUCCUGGAGAUCCUGAGACGAGGAAGAGGGCUAGAGAUGGGUGAGAUAGGGCCGGGCGGCGUCGCGCCGAUGGGCAGAGAGUUCAUGGUGAUGGCGACUACUUACUGGAAGAAGAACGACGACGACUCGGGAUGAAAGGAAGGAAGUUCGUGCAGAAGGGAAGGGCGACUGGCGGCGCCCCGGUUUAUAGAGCGAGAAGGGGCACGGGAAUAUCGCGGCUGCACCCGUCAAUCCGUCAUUAGCGCACACGAUUGCCGCGGAACAUGGCCGUCAAUUUCGGAGUCCGUUGCUGCAGCGAGGGCGCCCGUUCUCGGAUCGAUGAGUACGUCGAGGUGUUGCUGCUGCCGGGUUGGGCUCGGCCCAGGAGAAAGGAUGUGAGUUGGCUGGAACUAGAAGAGAGAAAGAGAGAAAGAGUAAGUUGGGCCCUAACAGGGCUUAAACGACUACGACGAACGAGCACAUGAAGCCCUAACAACGAUCACACAUUUGCAAAGCAAAAAGGCCUAAUGCAUCUAUCCAGCAUGAAUGCACAAAGAAAAAUAACAUUACUAUAAUUAGAGUUUCAGGGUGUUACAAACCUACCCCCUUAAGAUGAAUCUCGCCCUCGAGAUUCGCUGACGUCGGGAAAGAGAUGAGGAAACUCGGCCUUCAAGUCUUCUUCCUGUUCCCAUGUAGCUUCUGCCUCAGAAUGGUGUUUCCACUGCACUUUACACAUGCGAAUCCGCUUGUUCCGAGUGACACGUUCUGACGUCUCGAGAACUUUAACUGGGUACUCUGAAUAAGAUAGAUCCUCCUCCACAUUUAGUUCUUCCAGUGGUAACCGCUCCUCGGGGACCCUAAGGCACUUCUUUAACUGCGAGAUGUGAAACACGUCGUGCACACCCGAGAGCUGUGGUGGCAACUCUAACUGGUAAGCAACCUCUCCUUUCCGCUCAAGAACUCGGAACGGUCCGAUGUAUCGAGGUGCCAAUUUGCCUUUGACCUUGAAUCUGCGAAGGCCUCUGAUCGGUGACACUUUAAGGUAUACGAAGUCCCCGACUUCCAAAACCAGUUCUCGGCGUCGAACGUUUGCAUAACUCUUCUACCUUGACUGUGCCGUCUACACACAUUCUUUGGGUCCCAUCCUUCUUUGGCACAAAGAUCACUGGGGCUCCCCAUGGUGAGGUACUAGGGCGGAUAUAACCCUUGUCUAACAGCUCUUGGAUCUUCUCCUUAAGCUCAGCUAACUGAUUGGCAUCCAUUCUAUAGGGCCGCUUAUAAAUAGGUGCAGUGCCAGGUACUAACUCAAUGACAAGCUCAAUUUCACGGUCCGGUGGCAUACCUGGCAGUUCUUCAGGGAAAACAUCUGGAAAUUCACAAACAACCCUGACCUCUUCUGUUGCAUUAACUUGGUUGAGCCUGACAGCUUCCAUCGACUCCCUGGUGGCACUGUACUCGACUGGAACACCAUUGGUAUGCUUUAGCUUGACCGUCUUUGUAGCACACUCUAUUACUCCGCCAUACUUGCUUAGCCAAUCCAUCCCCAGAAUAACAUCUAACCCCUUGGAAUCCAAGACGAUGAGAUUGGCAAGGAAUUCUACCCCCCUUAUAUUAAUAUUCACAUUAGGGCACACCUGCCUUGCAACCAUGUCUCCCCCAGGAGAAUUAACUAUCAUCUUGUUUUUCAUCCAAAUUAUUGGCAGAUUAUAUCGGUGUAUGAACUGAGUUGAUAUGAAACAAUGUGAUGCUCCAGAAUCAAAUAACACUGUUGCAGGAUUUGAGUGCACAGAGAACAUACCAAACACUACAUUAGGAGCGUCUUGUGCCGACUCGGCUGUAACAUGGUUGACCCUCCCCUGCAUGUAGUUCUGCCGUGGUGGUUGUUGAUUCGGGCCUUGUGCCUUCUUGUUAGGGCACCUAUUGGCAAGGUGUCCCAUCUCCUUGCAAUUGUAGCAUGGUCCUAUGUUGCUGGACCCCUGACCAGUGCGGUUCUGCUGUUGUGGAUUCUGGAUGGGAGGCUGUGGAACCUGGUACCCAGUAUGCUGCUGCUGCUGCUGCGGUUGCUGCGUUGGCUGUCUAACAGGCCCCUGACUCUGGUUGAAAUUCCUCUGUGGCUGCGGCUGAUACUGAUAGGAGUUCCUCUGAGGCUGCUGGUACUGGUAGUGAUUUCUCUUCUGCUGGUACUGGCCUCCCUGACUGUACACUGGCCCAGAUGGGUUUUGGUUGAAGUGAGGGCGAGUAUUGCUGCCUGAUGACUGUCCCUGAGCUGACAUCUUACGCUUGCGAUCCUCAUCCAAGAUCUGUCUCUCCCUCUCCAUGGUAUAUGCUUUAUCAACAAUCUUCUGGAAGGCACAAGGACUGUACCCACAGUUGGUUCCUACUUUGGCCCUUUGUGGCAUAUUGGUAAAGUUACAAUCAGUGAAACUCCUAUUUUUAUGCAAUCUAAAUGCGAAUUUAUCUAUUCCAUGACUUCAAGCUAAUUCUCAGAGAAUCUCUACAAAGACCGCUGAUUGGGAUCAAUACUGUACAUUCUGAAAUACUGCUAUGGAUCCUUUCUGAAAAUAACACCAUUGAACUUUUGGAGACUCUACACUGUGAUCCUUCUUUUUAAUAAAAUAGGUAUAUUACGGAGCAUACUCAGUUGGAAUGGGACCAGUUCCUUGGAUUAUCAUGUCUGAGAUAUUCUCAAUAAACACGAAAGCAAUAGCUGGAGGCUUGGUAACCCUGGUCAGUUGGAUUGGUUCCUUUGCGAUUUCUUACUCAUUCAACUUCCUUAUGGAUUGGAACCCCGCAGGUACGUUCUUUUUGUUCUCUGCAGUGAGCUUGGUCACUGUUUUGUUUGUGGCAAAGCUAGUACCAGAAACUAAAGGUGGAACACUGGAAGAGAUCCAAGCAUUGCUCCAAACCAGCACGUGAGAGACUGUGAUGAAGGACGUACACACGCUCGUUACCCGCAAUGGAUUCAAAACAUUGUGGGAACUCUUCCAACCAACAAGGCGUGUAUAUGAAAUACAUUUCUAGUUCAGCCACAAAGCCGGCAAUUUCAGCAUAAUCCUGAGGCCAUAUCUUGUCUAAGUCUUGAAACUUUGCGGUGUUCCAAUGAAUAAUGAUAGGCCACUCCUCUUCCGAAAGAUGCAUUCAGGAAGAUGAUCUCUUUGUUAGGAUGAAAUUUUAUCCUAGAAAAGUCGGUGUAUCCCACGUAGUUCCCUUCAGCCAUGUCGGCAUGUCGCCAGUAUCAAGGACAUUAUCGUUGUCACAGUCCCAUUCAAAUUCCGCUUAGUAUAUCGUAAGAUCCAAGGUCCUCUAUUUUGCCGAUGGUAGUCCUCAAGCGCAUGCAGCUUACGUGCAAAGGACCUAAGGUUAACAUGAUGCUUCAACACCCACUCCAUUAAUUUGACCAUAUGAUUCAUUGAGGUGCCAAAACGAAAAAUCCUAGAACCCGUCCUCGGAGGUACACCCCCUUCUCUGAUCGCCAUCACAGUUCGACUCCCACAGGACACAUUCCCAUCCCGUCGCGCCGCCGCCGCCGCGUACUCGCCCAGGGUUUCCUGAUCUCGUGUUCCUCUGCUCCAACCUUCUUCUAGACGAAGCUGCCGCGAUCAGGUCGAAUUCGUUCAGAUCUCUGUCCGCCGUGCUAUACUGACCAGAUCCGUCUCUCGCGGCCGCCGCAGCCCUGGCGAUUCUCGGCGUCGAUCGAACAAGAAGAGAGGGGAUGGCGGCAGCACUGGAGCUGUCCGACGACCUCGCCGCCGCCGUCCUGCGCCGCCUCCCGCCGCGGAGCCUGGCCGUGUCCCGGUGCGUCUGCAGGGCGUGGCGCGACGCCAUCGACGCGCGCCGGCUGCUGCGCGCGGACCUGCUCCCGCGCUCCGUGGGCGGCAUCUUCAUGAACUACUGCAGGCUCUACUCCCCGGAGCUCCUCUCCCGCCCCACUACGGGCCGCUCCAUCUCCGGCGACCUCGAGUUCAUCCCCGGGAUCUCCCAGGUCGUGGACCACUGCGACGGCCUCUUGCUCAUCCAGGCGACCUCGGCCGGCUAUGUGGCCAACCCCGCGACGCGGCGGUGGGCGCGGCUGCCACCUUGCCCGAUGCGGGAUGAUGCCUUUCGCCAGAUCAAAUGCCUUGUCUAUGAUCCAACCAUGUCACCACACUACGAGGUGUUCUUGGUCCCUUCCCUCCCUGGCAAAAACCCGAACCCUGACAUGGCGCAACCCAAGUGGCCACCAUCAUCGCACGCACUGCAACUGCAAGUGUUCUCGUCAAUAACUGGGUGCUGGGAGGAGAGGUCCUUUGUUCGGGAAGGAGAGCACCGGGAGGAGGUUCGGGAUGAAUGCUGCGUCAUCGACAGCAAAAUCUAUUGGCUAGGAGCGCUCUACGUGCUCUGCAGUGGUUUUGUUCUGAGGAUAUCCAUUUCAAGUGCAAAGUACAGAUGGGUUCCGAGGCCAUCACGUGUUGAAUUUAGGCAGUAUGGAUGCCUUUCUUUGGGAAGAUCGGAGAAGGGGGUUUACUGUGCAUUCCAGCAUGAUUGGCAAGGACUUCGAAUUUUUCACCUCAAUGAAUCAAGUGUUCAAGUGGGAUGGGAAUUGAAGCAUAUUGUUGAUUUUACAUCCUUCGCCCGGAAGCUUCAUGAAAGGGACUCCAGUGAGCAACACAAAGGACCUUGGAUAUUACAGGAUAUCAACUAUUACAAAUAUCCUUAUGACAAUGAUGAACAUAGAGAGAUAGUAGAAGACAAGUUUGAAUGGAACUCGGACGAUGAUAACGUUCUCAACACAGAGGAUAUGGUUCAAGGGUCCUAUGAGGGAUAUAUCAGUUUUCUUGGAUUCCAUCCGUACAAAGAGAUUGUCUUCUUGAAUGCAGCUUUGAGGAGAGCAGUAGCUUAUCAUUGGAAUACCUCCAAGUUUCAGGAUUUGGGCAACAUAUACCCAGAACAUUACGAUGAAUCUGCUUUUCAAUUUGCACAAAUAGAGACCUCCUACAUACACACACCAUGCUGGAUGGAUGAUUUCCCAGGAAUUAAUUUGGAAGCACGGAUUGAAGAUUAGCACAGACGUAGAAGCCAUGGAGUAAACAGUGUAGUCAUGUUUUACUCUGUCCUUGUGCCGCAUGUUUCUGUUUGGAAAUACAUUAAGAUCAAGACCUCUACCCUAUAUACACUGCUGGAUUACCUUGAUCGUCUUUUACUUCCGAAACAGGAGUGGUUCAUCAAAUGUUCAAAUAUA